ACUUAUUUGCAUGUGUAGGUAGGCAAUGUUGUAACAAAUUUCGAGAUCAAAGAAUAUAUUAUAGUUUGGUUAAGAUGAUAUUUCAGUUCUCGAAGCGCAUUCUGUUAAUCAAUUGAACAGGUAGCAUAAGUUGAAGACAUAGCAUAGCAUCAGAAAGCAAUCUUAUCUGAUAAAUUGAAAUUGGAGUUACUUUAUGCUUUAGGUAGAAAUAGGAAUUUCUACUUUAAAAAAAUUCUGCACGCUCACAUUAUGGACACGGUACGGAUACAUCUGAUAGAGAGUAUCAUCAUUUGUGUUUUCCUGUUGUUGAUUGUUUCAACAUAUAUGUUAAACGUAACAUCGUCAUAUUCAGCCAAUCUCUACGGUACGGGACAUCGUAUGCUAGAUUUUGAUAUAAAGGCUGUAUCUCCAUCGAAAAUAAAUGUAGACGAGAUGUUAGCAACAAGUAGAAACGAAACAUUGAGAAAACGUUGUGGAUCCCGGUUUUAUAAUGGAACAAUCAACUCCAACACAUGGGAUAGGUUCCCUCCACGUAUUAAACCAAGACUCCAUUUCUCGGAUGAACAUAAACUCAUAGCCUGUACAAUUCCAAAGAGUGGAAGUACAAGUUGGAUUAAAGCAUUACUAAUGGCGGAUGGUAUCGUAAAUGUAUCAACGCCAAAUGAAAUCGAACAGGAAGAUGCUUACAAAUUAGGCAUGAAGCAUAGGUAUUUAUGGUUACACUUCAACCAUACCUCGAAACAUGGAAAAGCAGAAAUAAACAGGCGAUUGAAUGAUUACUAUCGAAUUAUCAUUGUUCGGGAACCACUUGAACGUGUCGUUUCAGCAUAUCUUGAUAAGGUAGUUCACGGCAAGAAUAUAUAUGCUAAACUAGCUCAUUCACUGCACAAAGGAACUGAUGGUAUCACAACGUUUGAAGAAUUUGUUGAUUCGAUUAUAAGCAGACCCUCAUUUACAUACGAUAUUCACUGGAAUUUAUAUGAAAGCAUAUGCGAUCCAUGUCGGUUGCAAUAUCACUACAUUGUGAAAUUGGAGACGAUGUCACAAGACGUCAAGUAUGUGUCAAAAAUGACAGGAAUUGACAGUCAUCUUUUAAUUUCAGAGAAAACAACUGAAAGAGUAUCGUCUCUGGAACACAAAUGGAAAAUAAAAUAUCGGAAGUACUUGGAAGACCUUCCGAUCGAAAAAGUAAAAAAACUGUACAAGAUAUAUUCUAAAGAUUAUGAAUUAUUUGGUUAUCCUGUUCCGUCGUAUAUAUUACCUCCUAAAAACAAUUCGAAGUCGGUCAGAGGUGGACGAUUGUAGUAAUGUAUUGCAACAAGGUAAUUAUCUCAAUGAUUCCGACUGUGAUCCAGAACAAGUUGCGGAAAUACCAGCUAAAGUGUUGCUGCAUUUCUGCCAUGUUGUACAGAACAAAUAAGGGUUCUCAUACUCAAUGGUCAUUACACUGACUGCACGAAAAUGCCGUCAACAAUGAGUUGUACCCUUGAAGCGUAAUGAAUACAGGCAGUGCUAUAAGAAAGAGAAAGGAAGCAAUUAUCAGCGCACCACGUCUGUCAAUCCCUGCAAUCGGUGCUGCGAUAUCAAACUGAUCAUUUAAGAACAGGGGUCGGCAACCUACGACCCGCGGAGUAAUAUAAUCCGACCCGCGAAAAUAUUCAAAUGGAAUUUUUCGAGAUGCAAUGCAUUGAGGAAACAAAAUCCAUGAUUUAUUCACUGCUUAAUUUUUAUUAUAAAAAGUAUCAUCCGUUCGGUUUUCAACUUUUAGAAAUAUGUGCGGCCGCCAAUGCCUUGCAACCCUUAAUUUUGGCCCGCGAGCGACAAAAGGUUACCGACCCCUGUUAAGGACUCACAGUACGAGUUAUUGAUGUUAUUUAUGAAGAAUUCAAAGACUUCAGUCUUUUCCUAAAGUUCUAAACUAAUCAGGGCAUAAAAUAGAUCUCUGAACUGUGUGGCGCCAAUAUAAUUCUAGGCCAGAGCGCAGAGCACUAUAUUAUAAUGUCCCCGUCCAGUAAAAAUGAAAACUAUUUAUAACAACUUCAAAUUUUAUUAACAAGAUGUGCGUCUGAAUAUUCAUUUCAUCCCACAAUAAUAAAAUAUAUACUUUGGCUUUGGAAAGACUUUUUUCUCAUUAUUAAAGUUAGUAUGAACUUGAACGGUCUUAUUGAUGUGUAUUUAUAAUAAGGUCGACGUUUUUGAUUUUUUUGUGAAGUUUUAGAAUGGUUGUUUCUAUAUUUUAACUUUUCUCACUGUAUAUAUACAUAUUCGCAACUAUCGUGACAAUUUUAAACAAAUAAUAAAAUCACAAAUAACUGAUAGAAAGCGGGAGGCUGAACUGUGUGAAAAAAAGAUGAAUAUACCUUGGUCAUCUAAAAACUAAAUCUUAUAUUUGAGACAGAAGCGUAGUACAAAUUCACAACGUCCGAGUGAAGUUCUGGCCCAAAAGGUCUAUACGACUACAGUUAAAUACUAAAAAGGCAUGAUCUUUUAUAUUCAAAUAAUUCGCAAUAGUGCGAUAUUUACUUUUCUUAUAGAAAAGAAACAGCUUUCUUAAAGAAACAGCUCUGUAAGUAAAAUAUGUCGGUAAACCUUGAGUAAAGCAUCACGCCUGAAUAUCGAGCCGAGUAGCAAUGGAAAUUUCAAGCAUUACGUCCUUAAUCAAGUCGAAUCAUUGUUGCUUAAUGCAAAAAGUCGAGAAUGGCUUGAACUCGCCGACAAAAAUAUCUCAAUGAAAACCACGCUAUUACCCACCAAUAGACCGUGAUUAGCUGUUGACAUCAGAAACUUGCUUUCGGUCGGAGAAACACCUGAGACAACAAGAUCCAAUCGUUUCUCCUGCGUUUAUAUAAUUAAUUAGAAUUCCAUGUAAUCAUUAAAUAAUUCUGUUUGAUUACAAUUUAAGAUAUCGUAAAAAGAACCACAACGCGCAUAUAGAUAAGCCUUUUUUUUCACAACGCUAGUUUAAUUAUGUUUCCCUCACAUUAUUACAUGUAACACUCUGAUCAACUCGCUCAUGCGUGUAACCUUUUUUCCCGUCGCGCUCUUCGAGCGCGGUAUGCUCUUUCUAAUCAUUCCUUGUUAAAAUGUCUUAAGAGUUGUUGUUUACAUUUAAUAUUGUUUGUCACUAAGGA
Messenger RNA from Styela clava, 3131 nucleotides. RefSeq names its product carbohydrate sulfotransferase 11-like. Gene Ontology annotation, molecular function: sulfotransferase activity. NCBI's taxonomy places the organism in Eukaryota, Metazoa, Chordata, Ascidiacea, Stolidobranchia, Styelidae. The record is from RefSeq and is a predicted model, not a curated record. Gene Ontology annotation, biological process: carbohydrate biosynthetic process. Gene Ontology annotation, cellular component: membrane.